Molecule: messenger RNA, 2425 nt
Organism: Puntigrus tetrazona (Sumatra barb)
Lineage: Eukaryota; Metazoa; Chordata; Actinopteri; Cypriniformes; Cyprinidae
Gene: cldnd1a
Product: claudin domain containing 1a
Exons: 4
Coding region: 435-1193 (252 amino acids)
Cellular component (GO): membrane
Source: RefSeq, a predicted model, not a curated record
UAUGCACUCUUUUUAAUUAAGUUCUGGUGUAAAAUGAAAACAAACAUCUAACAAAAAAUUGUCUAUACAAAUCUUGUUUUUAGACUAAUUAUAUGAUUAAAGAAAAAUCUGAAAGGGUUUAGGCUGCUGCAUUACAAGAAUAACGCUUCCUGGCUUUUAGUGAACUACAUUACCCAUGAAGACUUGCUCCCGGCUCUGAAUCUUACAGGAUAACGCAUGAAUCCUUCAACGUCAAAGCAUCACAUGCAUGUUUGGCAUUUGAACGCAUAAACUCAGAUCACCACGCUGAUAUUGAACUGCAGACAAUGACUGUGAGGGCUUUUCUGUUCAGGCUGACAGAUGGCGUGAAGCAGAUGGGCGGAAAAUAGGGCACGCAAACACAUCGCGACGCACGCGUCUGCGCUUAUCGAGAGACGCACGCAGAGCGAGGCACGAUGGUGGACAACCGGCACGCCACGGCUCUGGUGAUCGCCGGUGUUCUGAGCGUGCUGGCGUCCGUGUAUCUGUCGGUGUCGGUCGGCUCACCGCACUGGUUCCGGUAUCGGAGUCCGCCGGUGCGCGCGGAGCCUAACGCCUCGGAGAUGCGCGCGCUGCGAGACGAGUUUCUGGACGCAGACUUCGACGAGAAGAGCGUCAGCGAUGCGCUGUUCCGCAUGAACGGGACGCUCGGGUUGUGGUGGAGAUGCGUCCAGACGCCCACUGACGCGCACUGGACCAGAGAACCCGAACCAAAGAUGGGGAUGGAGUGCGUGAGUUUUACUCUCUCUCAGCAGUUUACUCCUAAAUACAAAGAACCUGGAAACCACAACAGCGGAGAAGAUCUAAUACGAACCUAUCUGUGGCGCUGUCAGCUCCUGCUGCCGCUGGUGUCUCUGGGUCUGGUGGUUCUUGGCGGUUUGCUGGGGUUUUGUGCUUGUCUGUGUGGCAGUCUGAGCCCAGCACUCUUCAUCGGUCUCCUGCAUUUGCUCGCAGGCCUGUGUUCUUUGGCGACUGUGUGCUGUUUUCUGGCCGGGAUGGACCUGCUGCACCGUGUGUCUGUGUUGCCGGAUCACGUGGACGGAGCGCUGGGCUGGUCGCUAUAUCUGGCGCUCAUUACAUCUCCGCUGCACAUGAUGGCGGCUGCGCUGCUGGUGUGGGCCGCUCGCAGCCACAGUCAGAGCUACUACCGCAUGACAGCCUACAGAGUCGCGUAAUCACUCCAGUAGAUCCCAAACUGUGACCCUGAGGAUCUUAUACAUAAAUGUGAUCAGUGUGUUAAAGAGAGACACCUACUAGUGAGAGAAACAGUCUUGUUCUGAGAAUGUAAGCUGCAGCUGCAAGAGAUAAUGAGCCCUACAAUCUGUGUGUGUUCUUGUUUAUGCUAUAUUGGGACCAAAUGUCCCCACAAGGAUAUUAAAACCUGAAAUUUUUGGCAUUGUGGAGACAGGCCUGGUUUUCUGUAAGGGGUAGGUUUAGAGGAUAGAAAAUAUUGUUUGGUCCGUAUAAAAAACCCCCAAAACAAUUCUCUAUGGAAAGCCCCUACAAUUCACAAAAACAAAUGUGUGUGACUCAGUGCAUAUUCAUGAUGGGAGGUUCCAAAAUUCAGCCCUUUGUUAAUGGUGGGGAAAACGAGAAAAGAUCUGAUCAUAAACUGUAUUUUGCAUGUUUUUGGACUGAUGUUUUGUCCCUGUGACAACAGGAUAACCGUUUCUCUGAUGGCAUAUUGUCCACUAGGAAGUCAUGAUAGAAUCCUUAAGAAAAGUAUAUUUAAUAAAUAUGUUUUGGGUAUAUUUUUAAACGAUCAUUUAUACACGUUAAUGUUUGGCGAAUGUUAGCUUUGGACCUUAAUGCAGGUGUGUGUUGACUGUUGCUGAUGUGUUUAGUGUGUAACUGAUAAAUGAACAGAAACAGAAUCUAAACUCCAGCAACAGCUCUCAAACGAAAGAACUUAAGAGUGUGUGUUUUAUAUUUUGUGCACCGAUCUACUUUCACAUUUAAGUUUGUGACGUGAUCUGGGAUGUAGAAACAUCCAAUAGCUUGACUUCUCUUGUGUUUAGAGUCAGUAAUCCAGCUAUCCUAAAGCGUGCUGAUUUUUUAUUUAUUGAUGUUAUUUAUUACUAGAAUUCAUAUUUAUAUAUUUAUUUCUGUGCAGUACAUUUAUUCUUGGUGAUUGCUAGCAUGCGUGGUGAUGUAUCAGUGCUUGUUGACGGUUCAUUCUUCACACUGGAGAUGGCGUCAGGUGCAUUGUGGGAUACAGUGUCUCACACAGUGCUUUGUUGUGUAAUCACACACUGACCAGUGUAGUUGGUGAUCUGUGUCCAUGCUUAUAAAAACAUCAUCUGUGCACUAUUUACACAAUGAACUUGUUUUUAAGAUAGCUUAAAGCUAGCUGUUUUUCAUACAUGCAGUGUUCCCUGGCAUCAGUAAUAAACUUGUCUUGAGCUCA